Messenger RNA from Gopherus flavomarginatus (Mexican gopher tortoise), 801 nucleotides. It is a transcript of the gene OVOL3, whose product is annotated as ovo like zinc finger 3. The transcript is spliced from 3 exons. Gene Ontology annotation, molecular function: RNA polymerase II cis-regulatory region sequence-specific DNA binding; DNA-binding transcription factor activity, RNA polymerase II-specific. Gene Ontology annotation, cellular component: nucleus. The record is from RefSeq and is a predicted model, not a curated record. Bases 1 to 801 code for a protein of 266 amino acids. Gene Ontology annotation, biological process: regulation of transcription by RNA polymerase II; epidermal cell differentiation. Lineage: Eukaryota; Metazoa; Chordata; Testudines; Testudinidae.
AUGCCGAAGGCUUUCCUGGUGAAAAGACACCGAGCAGCCACGCUGGGAUCCCAGGACUGGGGAGAGCUCUCGGACCAGCUCCGGGGCGACGCCUAUGUCCCAGGUGGGAAAAGGGGAUUGGGCACACCGAGCCCCUGGCAUGGGAAGAGGAAGGUGGGGGCACCCAGAGCCCCUGGCAUGAGAGGGGAAGGGAAAGCGGGGGCAUGCAGAUUUUCAAGCCAACAAGCGACACCUCUCAGCCCUGCUUGGCUCAGCAGCUGUCAGGAGCCAGACGGGGCAGUGCUCCCCACCUGCUCCAUCCCGCCCACCCCCUGCUCCCUUUUGCAGGGGAAAGACGCCCAGGGGCUGGGCGACUUCCCCUGCCCGGUGUGCAGCAAGGCCUUCCCGCUGCAGCGCAUGCUGACCCGCCACCUGAAGGGCCACAGCUUGGUCAAGAAGCACGUCUGCCGGUACUGCGGGAAGGGCUUCAACGACACCUUCGACCUGAAGAGACACACGCGGACCCACACCGGCAUCCGCCCCUACCGCUGCCAUGUCUGUGCCAAGGCCUUCACCCAGCGCUGCUCCCUGGAGUCCCACCUCCGCAAGAUCCACAGGGUACAGCAGAACUACGCCUACCGCGAGCGGCGCGCCAAGCUCUUCGUCUGCGAGGAGUGCGGCUUCACCUGCGCCGCCGGCGACGAGUACUACACCCACGUGCGGCGGCUCCACCCCGGCAACACCCUGCUGCACAAGUACCUCCGCAAGCAGGGCGCCGCCCCGCUCCGCUUCCUGCUCUACCCCGGCGGCUAUUACGCCUGA